Pieris macdunnoughi is the source of this 615-nucleotide messenger RNA. Lineage: Eukaryota; Metazoa; Arthropoda; Insecta; Lepidoptera; Pieridae. The record is from the annotation of a GenBank genome assembly.
AUGGUGAAGGCGCGGCUAACCACUGGAAGUUUGACGCGACAAAGAUCUCAUUCAAAUAGUGCUGUGAGCCUUGAUAGUGAAACAGAAUACACCCAAACUACAAAUGACCAUGAUUGUUCUCUUUCACCUGGACCAAGCAACAUGGAAGAUACUGAUGCGAGUGACCAACCAACAGUGUCUCCUGCGAUGCCUGUUUCAAAAAUCGCUUUGAAAAGGCCGAAGAGAACAAUCAAUGACAAAUUAUUGGACAUUGAGAAUCAAAAACUUAAAUUUUUACAAGAUAAGGAAAAAUCCCGACAGAAUAGAACAACAGAUGCAGACAACGAACAUAUUUUAUUUUUUAAAAGCCUCAUACCACACAUUGAAAAAAUUCCACAGCACAUGCUACUUUCUUUUAGAAACCGCAUUCAAAGCGUCGUCGACGAGUUCGCGUACCAAUCUUUGCAAUAUGGUAACCCUAGUUCGAUGUCAAACUACUCUCAUUUAAGUAAUAUUUCCCGUAAUAGUACUCCAGAGACCUGCAACGAAAUAACUCUUCCACAAACUUCGAGUGACAAUAUUGCUGUUAUAAGCAACCAAUUAGCCACAGAAGAAUAUAUUUUUCAUUGUGAUUAA